Nannospalax galili (Upper Galilee mountains blind mole rat) is the source of this 1358-nucleotide messenger RNA. RefSeq names its product tyrosinase (gene Tyr). Gene Ontology annotation, molecular function: tyrosinase activity. Gene Ontology annotation, biological process: pigmentation; melanin biosynthetic process. The transcript has 3 exons. The record is from RefSeq and is a predicted model, not a curated record. The coding region runs from base 153 to 1358 and encodes 401 amino acids. NCBI's taxonomy places the organism in Eukaryota, Metazoa, Chordata, Mammalia, Rodentia, Spalacidae.
AUAAAGACUGAGAGCAUUUGAUGUCAGAAGGGGGAGUGGUAUUAUAUAGGUCUUAGCCAAGACAUGUGAUAGUCACAGUAGGGGUUGCUGAAAAAGAAGUCUGUGACUCUAGUUAACCAGUUUAAGCAGAUCUUGUAUGAUCUAGAGGGAAAAUGUUCCUGGCUUUUUUGUAUUGCCUGCUAUGGAGUUUCCAGAUCUCCGCUGGCCAUUUCCCCAGAGUCUGUGCUUCUUCUGAGAAUCUGAUGGCAAAGGAGUGCUGCCCACUAUGGAAGGGGGAUGGGAGCCCCUGUGGCCAGCUUUCAGGCAGAGGCUUCUGUCAGGACGUCCUUCUGUCCAAUGCACCCUCUGGGCCUCAAUUCCCCUUCAGAGGGGUGGAUGACCGGGAGUCCUGGCCUUCUGUGUUUUAUAACAGGACCUGCCAGUGCUCUGGAAACUUCAUGGGAUUCAACUGUGGAAAUUGUAAGUUUGGAUAUGUGGGUCCAAACUGUACAGAGAAGCGACUCUUGGUGAGAAGAAACAUCUAUGAUUUGAGUGACCCAGAGAAGGAUAAAUUCUUUGCUUACCUCACUUUAGCAAAGCAUACUAUCAGCCCAGACUAUGUAAUUCCCACAGGCACCUACAGCCAAAUGAACAAUGGGUCAUCACCCAUGUUUAAUGACAUCAACAUCUAUGACCUCUUUGUCUGGAUGCAUUACUAUGUGUCAAGGGACACGCUGCUUGGGGGCUCUGAAAUCUGGAGGGACAUUGAUUUUGCCCAUGAAGCUCCAGGAUUUUUGCCUUGGCACAGACUCUUCUUGCUACUGUGGGAACAAGAAGUCCAAGAACUAACUGGAGAUGAGAACUUCACUAUUCCAUACUGGGAUUGGCGGGACGCAGAAAAAUGUGACAUUUGUACAGAUGAGUACAUGGGAGGGAGUCACCCUGAAAACCCCAACCUACUCAGCCCAGCAUCCUUCUUCUCCUCCUGGCAGAUUAUUUGUAGCCAAUUGGAUGAGUAUAACAGUCAUCAGGUUCUGUGUGAUGGGACACCUGAGGGACCACUGUUACGAAAUCCUGGAAACCAGGACAAAGCCAAAACUCCAAGACUGCCCUCCUCAGCCGAUGUGGAAUUUUGCCUGAGUUUGACCCAGUAUGAAGCUGGUUCCAUGGACAGAGCUGCCAAUUUCAGCUUUAGAAACACACUGGAAGGAUUUGCUAGUCCACUCACUGGGAUAGCAGAUGCUUCUCAAAGCAGUAUGCACAAUGCCUUACACAUGUACAUGAAUGGAACAAUGUCCCAAGUUUCUGGAUCAGCCAAUGAUCCUAUUUUUCUUCUUCAUCAUGCUUUUGUGGACAGGUUAGUUGAAAUUUCUUUGUAA